Molecule: messenger RNA, 3318 nt
Organism: Dictyostelium purpureum
Lineage: Eukaryota; Evosea; Eumycetozoa; Dictyosteliales; Dictyosteliaceae
Gene: ABCG33
Exons: 5
Coding region: 1-3318 (1105 amino acids)
Biological process (GO): aggregation involved in sorocarp development; sorocarp morphogenesis
Cellular component (GO): membrane
Molecular function (GO): ATP binding; ABC-type transporter activity; ATP hydrolysis activity
Source: RefSeq, a predicted model, not a curated record
AUGGUCAGUGGGAAUCUUUUAUUUAAUAAUAAUAACAAUAGUAAUGAAGAAGAAAUAUCAGAAAAUAGUUUCCCAAUUUCAACAAAAGAUAUAAUAAUAAAAUAUAAUAGAAAAGAUGAAAUAUUAAAAAAUAAUUUAUAUAAAAAUAAAGCAGGAUGUAAUGUUUAUUUAAGAGACAUUAGUUAUUUCGAAAUAAUAAAAAAUGAAAAAAUAGAAUUAUUAAAAGGUUUAGAUCUUUAUUUAAAACCAAAAGAAAUGACGUUGGUUAUUGGUGAUAACAGUUGUAAAUAUUUAUUUAAUAUAUUACGUGGGAAAUAUAUUGAUAAGUUCCUUUCAGGUCGAAUGUUAUUCAAUGGCAAUACAAUAUGUAAAGAUAUUCAUCACAGAAAUGUGUCAUAUUUACAACCCGAGGAUGCACAUAUGCCUUUAUUAACAAUUAAAGAAACAUUAAGGUUUGCCUUAGAUUGUCAAUAUAAUGAUAGCGAAAUAUCAAGUGGACUCAAAGAUGAAAUUAUAGAAAAUGAAUUAAUAAUAGCUGGUUUAUACAAUAUCAAAGAUGUAUUGGUAGAUAAAAUAGAUAUUCUAGAAAAAAGGAAAUUAACAAUUUUGACAAGUUUAAUCAAAGGUCCAGGUUUGAUCUUGGGCUAUGACAUAACAAAUGGAUUAGAUCCAGAAGAUUCAUUAGAGUUAAUAAAGUUAAUAGGUAACAAUAUUGAUUACGGGUAUUCAAGCGGAAUAGUUUUUUUGCAACAACCAAGUGUGGAAAUUUCAUCUUUAUUCACAAAGUUAAUAAUAAUGCUAAAUGGAGAAAUUUACUAUUAUGGUUCAAUGUCGGAUUCAUUGAAAUAUUUCAAAGAGAAUGGAUUUCAUUGCCCGCCCCAUCUAAACCCAACCGAUUACUUCCUUUCAGUUUUGGAGGAUCCAGCAAAGUAUACUGUUAUUGAGCCAUCUUUAUCAUUUAAUCAGUUUAAAAAUGCAUACAAAGAAUCAAGCGAUCAAGAUUUAAGUUUUUUUCAAAUAGCAUAUACCAAGUUUUGUUCUAUUUAUGCAUCAACAGUAGAGAUUUCAUUUAUAAUUUUCAAUGGAUCGAUCCCAAUCUUAAUGCUUUUGUCCGGGUUUGCUCAGCCUAAUGUUAGAGGUUGGUGGAAUUGGUUACAUAUUUUAUCACCAUUCACAUAUGUUUUUAGAGGUUUAAGUGUAAAUAAUUUCAUUGGUCAAACUUAUUAUUGCGAACCCUUUGAAUAUGUACCACCGCUCAAUGAUCCAUUACUAAAUGCAACUUAUCCAAUAGGUUAUGAGGGAAAUCAAGUGUGCCCAAAGACAACCGGUAAAGAAUUCAUAGAGGUUUCUAAUAUUACACAAAACAACGGAUUUCAAUGGAUAUGUGUUUCAAUUGUAUUGGGUUAUGCAUUAUUUUUUUAUACAGUUAGUUAUAUUGGUUUAAAAUUUAUAAAAUUUGGGACAAAAAGGCCCAAACCAAAAGAAAAAGAAAAAGAAAAAAAGAAAUAUAAAAAUCAAACAAUUAUAGAUAUAAAAGGUUUUAAAAACUAUAAUACUGGCUCGUAUUUAGUAUUUAAAAACAUUUAUUAUUAUAAAGAAAAAAAAAACAAAUUAUCUAAAAAGGAAAAGAGUUCACAAAUAUUAACCGAUAUUAAUGGAUAUGUAAAUCCAGGUGAAAUGUUAGCAAUAGUGGGUCCACCAGGGUGUGGGAAAUCAAAUCUAUUAAGAAUAUUAGCAAAAAGAAAAGUAAAUGGAGUUUCUGGCGAAAUUAUAAUAGAUAAUAGGCUUUUAGAUGAUUAUCUAUUCAAAAAUAUUAGCAUUGUUGAACGAAAAGACAUAUUUUUACCAGAGCAAACUGUUAGAGGUCUUUUAUCCUUUUCAGUUCAUUGUAGAAUAAACCACAAAAUAUUAAAAAAAGAAGAGCGAGAAGAGUUCAUAGAGCUAUUAAUGGAUAUUUUAAAAAUCGAGCAUGUUAAAAAUUCAAAAUUAGGUACAUUAUCACCUUCCAAAAGAAAAAGAGUAUCCAUUUGUGUUGGUUUAGCAAAUAAUCCUUCAAUUUUAUAUUUAGAUCAACCCACAAUAGGAUUAUCUCAGUCCAAAUCUCUUAAACUCAUUAAAGAUAUUUCCAAUAUUUGCAAAAUAUUAAAUACAACUAUAGUGGCAACCAUGCACCAACCGUCAUCAACAACAUUAGAAAAAUUCGACAGUUUAUUAUUAUUGAAAAAAGGUGAAGCUGCUUAUUUUGGCCCUAUUGGUAGAAACUGCUGCAAUGUUUUAAAUUAUUUUAAUCAAUAUGGUUUCAAAAUAAAAAAGUACAUGGAACCAUUAAAAUUUAUUUUAUCGAUUAUAAGUGAAGAAACAAAUGAGCAAUAUAGUCCCCAAAGCAAUGAUGGUAUAAUAGGUUAUAAAAAUGAAAGAAAAGGUAGUAGAAAAAGAGUAUAUGAUUUUCAGGUAAUAAAAGAGAAAAAAAAAUUAUUUGAUGCAGUAAAAGAAUAUAAAGAAUCAAAUAUUUAUAUUGAAGAAUUACAGACAUUAGAGAACAUUGCAAUCAAUAGAAAGGAAUCAGAAAUAUAUGAUAAAGGUGUGUAUUCUACCACAUGGCUCCAACAAUUUAGAUUGGUUUUCAAGAGGGCAUUUAAAAAUAGAAUUAGAAGGCCAACUGUUUAUUUUGCAAAUUUUAUAAGAUCUUUGCUAUUUGGUAUUUUUUUUGGAACAUUAUUUAUUAGGAUGGGGUAUGAACAACCUGAUGCAAGAGCUAAAGUCAGUUUCUUUUUUUUUUCUUUUUUCUUUGGAACUAUGGUUUGUUCUGGUAGUAUUCCACAUGUAAUUUUGGAAAAAAAAAUAUAUGUAAGAGAGUGUUUAUCCAAGUUCUAUCAUCCAACUGCAUAUAUAUCCGCGUUCUUAAUUUCUAGUUUACCAUUUUCAGUUUCCAACAGUGUAAUAUUCAUUGUACCUUCUUUUUUCUUAUCAAACUAUGAUACUGGUCAUCAUUCAAGUAAAUUUUGGUAUUGUGUAUUUAUAUAUAUACUUACCUUUGUACUGUAUGAUUUUAUGGCGAUAACAUUAGCUUGUUUGUUAAAUAGCAAUGUUAGCCAACCGGCAUGCAUUAAUAUCAUCCUAUUAGCAAUUUUGUUUGGCGGGUUUUUGGUUAUGAAACCAACUCUAGAAAAUGGGUAUAUUUGGGCUCAUUACUUAGACUUUUUACUUAGCUAUAGUUUAGAAGCAGUAACAACAAAUGAAUUUCAAGGUUUAACAUUCCAUUGUCCCAAUAAUCGAGGUGCUGUUCCUGUUCCUCUCCAAUUAUUGGAUCAAUAUUAA